Molecule: messenger RNA, 1935 nt
Organism: Cygnus atratus (black swan)
Lineage: Eukaryota; Metazoa; Chordata; Aves; Anseriformes; Anatidae
Product: E1A-binding protein p400-like
Exons: 14
Coding region: 1-1806 (601 amino acids)
Source: RefSeq, a predicted model, not a curated record
AUGUCUGGAGUAAAAUUCCUCUUCACUGGAAAUACAGCACAUAAGUGUAAGGAAUCCAUAAAAAGCUUCAACCAAGACAAGAGAUUCUUCUGUGCUAUUGUUUCUUCCCACACUCCUUCUACAGGUGUCAGCCAUGUAGAUGCGGACACUGUUGUGUUCUAUGAUAUUGAUUUAGAUCCACUGUCAGAUAAAAAGGCUAAAGAGUGGUGUGAUAGAAUUGCAAGAGGCAGAGAUAUUCACAUAUACAGGCUUGUAAGUGGUAAUUCUGUAGAAGAGAGGCUGUUGAAAAAUGGUAUUAAACAUCUGAUUCAAGACGUGGCUACUCAGGGAGAUGAUUGUUCAGUAGAAUUUUUAACUCAGGUUCUUUGUACUGAGUGUGGAAAAGAGGAUUCCAAAAAGUUUACAGAAGAGACACGAUCUGACGUAAGAGAUGACAUAGAUUCAGAGUUGUAUAAUUCAAGAAAUACCACGGCUCCUUCGCAGUUAGAAGAGCUGGCUAGCUUUGUGGAUCAGCUUACACCAAUUGAAAAAUAUGCAUUGAAUUUCUUGGAAUCGUCUCAUACUAUGAAUGAUCAAAAAAGCAAGAAAGUCAGCAAGGAGUUAAAAACUGCAAACAUAAAAUGGGAAUACCAGCAUGCCGAGGAGCUGAAAAAGGCAAAAGAAAAAACUCAGCAGGCAGUGAAAGAAGAACUCUUAACCUAUACCAGACAGGAUGCUUACAACAUGGAAUUCGUCUGUGAAAGACCAGAUGGACAAGUAGAAGUUAUGCCUAUUUGGACUCCCCCUGUCGUACCUGAGAAUCACAAUGAUGUCUACACUGAUUCUGUUAUGUGUCUGAUGUACAGUAGUACCCCAAUACCAGAGUCUAAGCUUCCACCUCCGUUUGUCAGGAAGGCACGUAAGCGGCAGAGAACAGAUCUGCCUUCUCCAGGUGAAAGAAAGAAACAUUGCCGUAGAAGGAUUCCUCCACCUUCACUUUUUGAUCAAGUGACUCCAAGAACAUUGAAAACACGACAAAAGAGCAAAGCCCAGAAGGCCCACCUCUUUGUAAAACAGCAAGUGUAUUUUGCAAGACCUUUGUCAGCUCACAUCAAGUCAGCUGCUGGCACUUGGCAAGAUAGUCCUGCAUGGCUAAUUAGUGAAGAUGUGGCACUGUUAAAAGCGGUGAAACAGUUACUGGCACUUCCUUUAAACCUUGCUAUCCUGUCGCCAGCACAGACAGUGAACUGGGACUUUGUCAGCGAUGUUGUUAACUCUUGUAACUAUGUUUAUCGCUCCCCAGAACAAUGCCAAAAUCAUUACAUAAAAACAUUUGUAGGUGCAGAAGGAAAGGAGGGCAUUUGUGACUACUUUGGUACCUGUGUCUUCAAUUUCUACUUGUUCCAGAACAUAAAUGGUUAUCCUCUUCGUGUUAGACAAGCCUAUUCUAAAGACAAGAAUUCUGAGCAUAAUCAAAUCUAUAUGAACCAUUUUGAGCUGAUGACAAUGACUGCUAGAAAAAGAAGUUUCUCAAACAGGUUUCUUGUAGGCAACUAUGACAAGCUAUUUAUGUCUGAAGUUGUUUCCAGCUCUGCAGAGCCUAUGACGACAAUGGAAAAGGCAUUGACUGAAGAUGUAGUAGCUCCACAGCUGCAGGAGUGGCAGCCUCCUCAGAAGCAAGAUGAGGGACAAACAGUGGAGCAAGUCCAAACUCAGCAUCAACCACAAUGGGGAACACAGGCCUCAGGAAGUAUGCUCACUCCAGCCACAGCUACAUUGCAGCAGAUGUCCACAGUACCUGCUGUUGCAGCACAGCCGAACCCGUAACUCCCUGUCAGUUUUUUCAAGCAGAAGCACUCGACAGCAUGCGUUGUGACUCUCAGUCUGAUGGCAACUGUAUACAUGCAGAUACUUUAGAUGAUUCAGUUUAUGUUAGGUAAUCUUUUACUUUACAUU